Molecule: messenger RNA, 1346 nt
Organism: Megalops cyprinoides (Indo-Pacific tarpon)
Lineage: Eukaryota; Metazoa; Chordata; Actinopteri; Elopiformes; Megalopidae
Gene: foxq1b
Product: forkhead box Q1b
Exons: 1
Coding region: 254-1243 (329 amino acids)
Biological process (GO): anatomical structure morphogenesis; regulation of transcription by RNA polymerase II; cell differentiation
Molecular function (GO): RNA polymerase II cis-regulatory region sequence-specific DNA binding; DNA-binding transcription factor activity, RNA polymerase II-specific
Source: RefSeq, a predicted model, not a curated record
AUUUAGCUCCGCAGAAGAUAUGACUUGGGUGCCGUAAAUUAUCUUACUAGCAAUUCUCUAAAACGGAAAGCGUUGUCCGCUUUCGUCGGUGUUUUGACGAAGUUGUCUAUUUGUUCCUGUCCUUUUUUCCAUUCGAGCAAAACUUUAAGGCAACGACUUUUCUGACGAAGAGACCGCAACUGCCGAGGGACUCUGACAACCUUUGACGCGGAGACCGUCACAUCGGGGGAAAGAACAUCAUCAAAAAAAAAACAUGAAACUUGAAGUCUUCUCCGCAAGCCACUUUGUGGAGAAACCGCUAGAAGUGUGCAGCGAUGCGGAGGGCAGCGUCCCCUCGCCGCUCUCGGGGGAGGAAGAGCUGGGCUCGGAUGGUGACUGUGUGGCCAACAGCCCUGCACCUGCCGUGCCGAGUGCUGACGGCAAAGCCAAACCUUACACCCGGAGACCCAAACCGCCAUACUCCUACAUCGCCCUGAUUGCCAUGGCUAUUCGUGACUCUACGACAGGGCGCCUCACUUUGGCGGAGAUCAAUGACUACCUGAUGAAGAAGUUCCCGUUUUUCAGGGGUAGCUACACUGGCUGGAGGAACUCGGUCCGUCACAACCUGUCGCUGAACGACUGCUUCCUGAAGGUGCUGCGGGAUCCCUCCAGACCGUGGGGGAAGGAUAAUUACUGGAUGCUGAACCCUCACAGUGAGUACACAUUUGCCGACGGGGUCUUCCGCCGCAGGAGGAAGCGCAUCACCAAAAAGCCAACGAAAGACCAAGAGGCGCUGGAACACGCAGCCAACGAGGACGCGCCGGCCGCCGUCAGCACCCAGUCCUCUAAAGACGAGAGCUCCAACACCAAGUUCUCCAGCUCUUUCGCCAUCGACAGCAUCCUCAGUAAACCCUUCAAGAGGAAGGAUGCCCACCCUGAGACUGACAACACGCCCUCCGGCUCUCGAAUGAUGUGGCCCUGCAGCAACCCGAUGAUGCCUUAUCCAAUGGGCUAUCCGCCUGCGGCGGUCUCCCACAUACAGCCGGUGUUCCAGGUCAGUUCCGGUGCGGCGCAUUUGCUGCAGGCGUACAGAUGCGGCUACUCAGAGCCGGUCCUUGGCGCGGAGCACAGAAGGGACAUUCUCGCCACUUUUCAGUUGAAUUCGGAGGGCUUGCCAAAUCCUGAAACUUUCGCCUCUGCUCAAAUGCCUGCUGUGAGAGUAGGCAGCUAUCACCCAUUCAGAAUAGACUCUUUGCUCUCAUAAAAGCAGAAGCCGAAACGGGGGAAAUACCAGCUCCGAGCACUUUCUUAUGCACUGUGUAUUUUAUUUGGAAACAAAAUGCAUUUCACUGCAUUGACCUGAGUCU